Paramecium tetraurelia is the source of this 1702-nucleotide messenger RNA. RefSeq lists its product as uncharacterized. The record is from RefSeq and is a predicted model, not a curated record. The transcript has 2 exons. Lineage: Eukaryota; Ciliophora; Oligohymenophorea; Peniculida; Parameciidae. Gene Ontology annotation, molecular function: protein binding.
UCCUAAGCUUAAAUUAAUAUGAGUUUCUUUCAAAUAAAGAUUUGCAUGAUACUUUUCGGUUUUUAGCAUAAAACUCAAAAUCAGGUUUUAGAAUAUUAAUAACAUAAAAAAAAAGAAAAUGGAUUGCAAAAUCGACAAUAAUGAAAAUUUGUCCGAGGUUUUGGCCAAGGUUAAAGAUUUUGAUACCGAAAUCUAUCCUAUUCUUAUUGAAAUGUUCAGAAGGGAAAAAAUCACAGACACAUUUAAGCAUUUAAACAAUCAAAAGCUAGCGCAGUUAGGAAUUAAAAAUACUGACUACUUGAUUAAAAUUCUCCAAAUAAUAAUCGAGCUUGACUUUAAUAAAAAGAACUAAUCAAAUGAAGAUUAAGCAUAAAUUAGAAAAGAAUUGAUUAAAAAGAUUGGUGAGGAGAGACAGAUCAUUGAAUUUUUGAAAUUCCUUGUACGCCUGACAGCCGUUGAUGAGAAAUUUAUCUAAUGUGGAUCUAAUAUACUAAAUCUUUUAGUCGAAAUGAAAGUUGAUUUGAGGGAUGAGAAUUUUGAGAAUAUCAGGAUUAGAGAUACCUCUUUGGUAGGUGGAAAUUUCGUAAGAUGCAAUUUCAAUGGAUCAGAAUUUGAUAAUAUCAAUAUCAGUGGAAUUAACUUGAAUUAGGCAUAACUACUUAAUUGUAUAUGGAAAAAUAUCAAAAUUCAUGAGUUAAAUAAAUUAGAUGGUCAUAGUUAAGGUGUCAAUUUGGUAUGUUUUUCUCCAGAUGGUAAGUCAUUAGCUUCUUGUAGUGAUGAUAAUUCAAUUAUAUUGUGGGAUAUUAAAACUGGGAAAAUGAAAUAAAUAGUCAAGGGAAAGGGGGUGGUAAAAUCAUUAUGCCUCUCACCUAAUAAUACUACAUUAGCUUUUAGCAGAAAACAAUGUGUGUAUUUAUGGAAUCUUAAAACAAGAAAAUAAAAAGCCAAAUUAGAUGGUCAUUUAGAUGAAAUUAGAUCUGUUUGUUUCUCUCAGGAUGGUACUACAUUAGCAUCUAGUAGUUAUGAUAAGUCAAUCCGUUUAUGGGAUGUUAAGAUAAAAUAAUAAAAAGCCAAAUUAGAUGGUCAUUCUAACAGAGUUUAUUCAGUCAAUUUCUCUCCUGAUGGUACCACCUUAGCAUCUGGUAGUUUGGAUAAGUCUAUCCUUUUAUGGGAUGUUAAGACAGGAUAAUAAAAAGCCAAAUUAGAUGGUCAUUAAGAUUAUGUUUUAUCAGUCAAUUUUUCUCCUGAUGGUACUACAUUAGCAUCUGGUAAUUAUGAUAAGUCUAUCCUUUUAUGGGAUGUUAAGACAGGAUAAUAAAAAGCCAAAUUAGAUGGUCAUUCUUAUUCAGUUUAAUAAGUCUGUUUCUCUCCUGAUGGUUCUACAUUAGCAUCUGGUUCUGCAGAUAAAUCUAUCCGCUUAUGGGAUGUAAAAUCUAAACAACAAAUCUUAUCUUCCAAUUUUAAUUAUAGAAAUAUUUUAGCAUAAUUCUAACCUCAAAUAUUAUCAAACAAAAUUCAUCCAGAAAGUGCUGCCUUUUAUAUUACAAUUUUGCGAAUUUCCUAGAAUCCCAAUUUAGAAGCUUAAGGAACUUUAAUCUUGAAAGGAUAAUUUAUAAAUUAUUAGGGCGUAGAUCUAAAAUCAUUUUUCAAAUCCAAAGGGAGUUUGAUAUUCCAAGACUAAUUCGAAUAGAAAUACAAUUGA